UCAUUCUUCUAUCUGUGUUUUGGGGUGGUGGGAAAGAACGCAAAGAGGUCAGGAGGAGGAGAAACCACGUGUGAUUGCCAUGUUCAGCGUUGACUGUCCUUCCUCUGUAGACUUGUUUUUGUAAGAUCGUACCCUCUGCGUGUAGCUGGCUAGCCCAUUAGCUAAAUAAGGAGCAUUUAACAGAUUCACAUAGCAAUUUUGAACAACGGAUUUUUGUUGCCACCUUUGACUAACUAGCUGCCAAAUAAUGGUGAGCAAGACUGAUGACAUCCCGGCGUCAGUACCCAACUGUAAUGUUAACACAGUUGAUCUUGUAGGAGAGACGCCAGACCGCAAAGAGACUUCCAAGGCACCACACAAGGACCCUUGUGGGCACAGUGUAGACACAGUGGUGAUGAAUGGGGGUGGGGCCCACAAUCCUUCGGAGGAGGAGUCCAAGCAGGAUGGGGCUGGUGACACAGACGGUGGGGAGGAUUCUAAUGAACAGGAAGUGAUUGUGAUUCAGGAUACAGGUUUCACUGUGAAGAUCCAGGCACCCGGGACGGAGCCUUUUGACCUCCAGGUUUCACCCCAGGAGAUGGUGCAGGAGAUUCACCAGGUGUUGAUGGACCGUGAGGACACCUGCCAUCGUACCUGUUUCUCCCUGCAGCUGGACAGCAACGUGCUGGAUAACUUUGCUGAGCUGAAAUCCAUCGAGGGCCUGCAGGAGGGCUCCCUGCUCAAAGUAGUGGAAGAGCCCUACACAGUGCGCGAGGCCCGUAUCCACGUGCGUCACAUCAGAGACCUGCUGAAAGGCCUGGACCCGUCUGAUGCCUACAACGGCGUGGACUGCAACUCCCUCUCCUUCCUCAGCGUCUUCACUGACGGGGACCUGGGAGACAGUGGUAAGCGGAAGAAGAAGGGCAGUGAGCUGGAACAGAUAGACUGUACUCCUCCAGAACACAUCCUGCCUGGCAGUAAAGAACGCCCCCUGCUGCCUCUCCAGCCACAGAACAAGGACUGGAAGGUAAUAAUGACGCCCAUGCAGUGCCUGAAGGUCCUGACUAUGAGUGGCUGGAACCCCCCUCCUGGCAACAGGAAAAUGCAUGGUGAUCUCAUGUACCUGUAUAUGGUGACUGUUGAGGAGAGACACAUCAGUAUCACCGCCUCUACACGUGGCUUCUACCUCAACCAGUCGACCACCUACACCUUCAACCCCAAGCCAGCUAACCCCAGCUUCCUCAGCCACUCGUUGGUUGAGCUGCUGAGCCAGAUAAGCCCUGCCUUCAAGAAGAACUUCACUGCCCUGCAGAAGAAAAGGGUUCAGCGGCAUCCGUUUGAGAGGAUAGCCACACCCUUCCAGGUGUACAGUUGGACUGCCCCCCAGGUGGACCACACCAUGGACUGUGUCAGAGCUGAGGACGCUUACACUUCCCGUCUGGGCUACGAGGAACACAUACCUGGACAGACACGAGACUGGAAUGAGGAGCUGCAGACGACCAGAGAGCUGGCCCGGAAGAACCUGCCUGAUCGCCUGCUGAGAGAGAGGGCCAUCUUCAAGGUCCACAGUGACUUUGCGGCUGCUGCCACUCGCGGUUCCAUGGCGGUGAUUGACGGCAACGUGAUGGCCAUCAAUCCUGGCGAGGAGACGCGUAUGCAGAUGUUCAUCUGGAACAACAUCUUCUUCUCCCUGGGCUUUGACGUCCGUGACCACUACCGCGAGCUGGGCGGGGACGCUGCCGCGCACGCUGCUCCCACCAACGACCUCAACGGUGUCCGGGCUUACGGGGCCGUAGACGUGGAGGGGCUGUACACCUUGGGGACAGUGGUGGUGGAUUAUCGUGGUUACCGUGUCACGGCCCAGUCGAUCAUCCCUGGUAUUCUGGAGAGAGAGCAGGAGCAGAGCGUUAUCUACGGGUCUAUCGACUUUGGGAAGACAGUGGUGUCUCACGGGAAGUACCUGGAGCUUCUGGAGAGGACCAGUCGACCACUCAAGGUCCAGAGACACAAUGUACUGAAUGAGAAGGAUGAGUCCAUGGAGCUGUGUUCCUCUGUUGAGUGUAAGGGCAUAAUCGGCAACGAUGGACGCCACUACAUCUUGGACCUUCUGAGGACCUUCCCCCCCGACCUGAACUUCCUGCCUGUGGAAGGGGAGGAGCUUUCCCCUGAGAGUGUGAGAGAGGGUUUCCCACGCCAGCACCGCCACCGUCUGGCCUGCCUCCGUCAGGAGCUCAUCGAGGCCUUCGUUGAGCACAGAUACCUCCUCUUCAUGAAGAUGGCAGCGCUUCAGCUUAUGCAGCAGAAAGCCAACAAGGAAAGCAAGCUAGCCACCCUGACAGAGAAUAGCAGCCCCGGGGCAGCCGUUCCAGCCCUGCCCUCCACAGAGACCCCCGAUGCCUCGGCCGAGUCCUCAGAAACUUCCACAGAAACCCUCACUGACGCCAACUCAGACGCAGUCCAUACGGAGACCACCUCCACCUCUGAUGCCCCUCAGCCAGCAGCAACAGAAGCCACCACCACAGAAGCAGCCCCCAAGACAGAGCCAAUGACAGAAACAGACAGUUCAGCUACAACAACCACUAAUGCCUCCCAGGCAACCCCUAUAGAGGAUAAUGUGGUUCCCACGGUGACCACCAAUGGGUCGUUGGUGCCCUUUGCCACAGCAAUUCAGAACGGGGAGUGCGAGAGCCCUCUGGAGGGUAAGGCUGAGGAUAUUAUCCCUGGCUUAGCCCAGGCCAAAGAGCUGGCUGAGUCUUUAGCCGCGGAAGACGGAUCCGGCAUCGACCCUAAAAGCCGAGAGGUGGUCCUCAACGCCUGCAAGGCCGUGGGUUCCAUCAGCAACACCUCCUUCGACAUCCGCUUCAACCCAGACAUCUUCUCUCCAGGAGUGCGUUUCCCUGAGGACAGUGCGGAUGACAUUCAGAAACAGAAGCAGCUGUUGAAGGAUGCUGGAGCCUUCAUGGUGUCCUGUCAGAUUCCGUCUCUGGUAAAAGACUGUCUGGACCACAGUGCUCUGCCCAUGGAUGGAGCCACGCUGACUGAGGCGCUGCACCAGAGGGGCAUCAACGUGCGUUACCUAGGCAACGUACUGGCGUUCGUGGACCAGACCCCAGCCAAGGCACAGCUGGAGCACUUCUAUAGAAUAGGUAUCAGCGAGUUAAUCACCAGAUGUGCGAAACAUAUCUUCAAGACAUACCUCCAGGGUGUUGAGUUGUCGGCCCUCUCCGCCGCUGUCAGCCACUUCCUCAACUGCUUCCUGUCCUCUUUUGAUGCCGUGGCACACUUGCCUGCCGACGAGCUCGUGUCGCGCCGCAAGAACCGUAAGCGCCGUAACCGCGUCCCGGGGGGAGGGGACAACACUGCGUGGGCCAGCCUGACACCCAGCGAGCUGUGGAAGAACAUCGUCUCUGAGGCCCAGAGCUACUACCACUUCACCCUGCACUGCGAGAAUGCCGACCAGGUAGUGGAGAAAUACGGCCUUCAGAAGAUCACCCUGCUCAGAGAAAUCUCCAUCAAAGCUGGCAUCCAGAUCCUGAUAAAGGAGUAUAACUUUGACAGUCGCCACAAGCCUGCCUUCACAGAGGAGGACAUCCUUAACAUCUUCCCUGUGGUGAAGCACGUCAACCCCAAGGCCUCCGAUGCCUUCCACUUCUUCCAGAGUGGACAGGCCAAGGUCCAGCAAGGUUACCUGAAGGAGGGCUGUGAGUUGAUCAACGAGGCUCUGAACCUGUUCAACAACGUGUACGGGGCCAUGCACGUAGAGAUCUGUGCCUGCCUGCGUCUGCUGGCUCGCCUCAACUACAUCAUGGGAGACCACCAUGAGGCUCUCAGUAACCAACAGAAGGCUGUCUUGAUGAGUGAGAGGGUACUGGGCGUCGAGCACCCCAACACUAUCCAGGAAUAUAUGCACUUGGCUCUGUACUGCUUUGCCAACGGUCAGCUGUCCACUGCUCUGAAGCUGCUGUACCGUGCUCGCUACCUCAUGCUUAUGGUGUGUGGGGAGGACCACCCCGAAAUGGCGCUUCUAGAUAGUAACAUUGGCCUGGUGCUGCAUGGAGUAAUGGAGUACGACCUGUCUCUGAGGUUCCUGGAGAACGCCUUGGCCAUCAACUCCAAAUACCAUGGACCCCGCUCCCUCAAAGUAGCCCUCAGUCAUCAUCUGGUUGCGAGGGUUUACGAGAGCAAGGCAGAGUUCCGCUCUGCGCUCCAGCAGGAAAAGGAGGGCUACACCAUCUACAAAAACCAGGUGGGAGAGGCCCACGAGAAGACUAAAGAGAGCUCAGAGUAUCUGAAGUACCUCACACAGCAGGCUGUGGCUCUGCAGAGAACCAUGAACGAGAUCUACAAGAACGGCUCCAACGCCAGCAUCAUGCCACUCAAGUUCACAGCUCCCAGUAUGGCCAGUGUUCUAGAGCAGCUCAAUAUCAUCAACGGCAUCAUCUUUAUACCCCUCAGCCAAAAGGACUUGGAGAACCUGAAGGCGGAGGUUCAGCGGCGGCAGCAGCUUCAGGAGUCAGGGAAGAGCGUGGAGGAUCUCACUGUGGACGGUCCACUAGAGCUGGAGGACAAAAUACCCAUGGACGUUAACGUUGAUUAACGUCAAACCCUCCACACCACAUUACUUUCUGCAAGGGAGAGGACGUGAUACAACUGCUAUCUUCUUGAAUGAGCAUGUGGACCCGAGAACUGAGCUGUCUAAAAAUCGACAAUGAAAACAAAAGGGGUGAGGGGCAGACAAAGAGAAACAUCUAUGUAUACAGUAGGUAUAGAGUUUAUAAGAGGAACUUCAAGGAGUAACAGAGCAGGAGUUAGUAUAUACAGGCGUAGGAGAAUACAGAAUCCAUGUUAACAUGUUCAGUCUGAAAGCCUACAGCCUCAAGAGCUUUGGUAAAGAAGCAGAACGAAUGUAAACUUGAUAUCUGCUGCUGUGUGUGUGUGUGAGAGAGAAGGCGACCAAGGACGACCAUGACAUUGUAUUACCAGAGCCUUAUCCACUGUUCAUCCCACUCCACAUCAACCAACUGUUCUGCCUACCCAAGGACCACUUUUUACCCAACACCUCCAAAACUCCUGAAAAAGCCACUGAGGCAACUACGGCUUCCAACUACGGCUUUCAUCAUGGCCCCAUGUUGCCUCAAAUAACAUCUGACACCCUGUCCCAGAACUCAGGGGAUUCUUUUUUUUUUUUUUUUUUUACUGUGUGCUAGGUGAGAUUAAAGUCACUAAAAUUGAGAGAUUUCUCUGUUUUGGGCCACAAAAUGUAAACUCCCUACUCUUGCGUUUAGUCUUGUUAAACCUCCCCACCAAUCGCCCAUUUGCUCUUGAGUGUACCCUAUGGUCAGUCAAAAUUGUAUUUGUAUUUCAUGGUUUUAUCAUGAGUUGCUGCUGUGUCUGUUGGUUCUAUCACAGAAAAACAGACGGUGACGCAUGUAUGCUCUCCAAUCAAUCUUUUGAUUGUUACACCUUUUUUUUAGUAAAAAUGUAUCUUUUUGUAAAAGCAAAAUGGAAACGAGGGAGACGCCAUUUUUAGCUCUGUCAAUUAUCCAUUAAUUUAAAGGUAAAGUCAGCGAUAUGAUGUAGGUGCACAAAGUAAACGGCGUAGUGGAUCAAUUUCCGCAACAACCUAGAGUGAAGCACAAGGCUAAACUCACCCACUGUUUUAGUCCCGUACCUACCACACUCGAACAGUUUGAAGCGAACCCAUGCACAUGCGCUGAUACUGUGGGAGCAAAGUCAAACGCCUCGCUCAUUGAAUUAUCUGCGGUGUUGCUCGUGGCAACAUCAUUUCGCUGUUUACCUUUAAGCCAUGUCCUGUUUUUAUAGAAAAAUGAGUGGAAAAGAUGUAUAAAUAAAUCUGUCUAUGGGGUUUAGACAGGUAUUUGAUCAAUGUUGAUGUUGAUACAGAUAUGAAACGUACAACUAUGGCUUGAGCAGUAGACCUAUAUAGAUGUGUCCAGUCUUCUAUUUUUCCACUUUGAAAGAAUAUGUGCAUGUAUGUUUUUGUUUCUUUGUGUUUGUGUAGUCCGAGAGAAGGAAUCGGAUAUGGCCAUGAGGAAUUUGACACUUGCAGCUUCGUAGUAUAAUGACUUGGUUGGGUAAGCCACAACUUUCCAAAUGUUUUAUUUUUAUAUGCAAUGGCUGUGUUUACACAGGAAGACAAAUUCAGAUAUUUUGUCCAAUUAUUGGCAAAAGGCCUGAUUUGGUCUAAAGACCAAUUAGUGGCAAAAAGAUCAGAAUUGGGCUGCCCGUGUAAACAAAGCCAUAGUAAAACCAUGGGAUGGCUAAUGCAAACUUCCAUUCUCAUGUAACAUUCUUGGCCAGCAAUGUUGUAAAUCUGCUCAUAUGAAGUGAGUAUAUGAGAAACAUAUAGUGAGUAUAUGAGAAACGGUAAUGAGAAACUCCUUGUUUCAAAAUAGUAAACUGUUGUUUCCAUUGUUUGGUAAACCCAUUCAACAAGUUGACAGUAAUUCGGCAACAGCAGGCGAUGUAUGAACAAAGUUUCCUCGUCAGUAUUGAGUGCACUUUCCAGUGCUGUCUGUCUGAAUACAUACACAUACAGCACCACCAAAAGUGGGUUGAGAAGGGCUUCUUCAAUAUACCAAAGAAGACUGAUCGAGGUGUGUGUUUUGUGGGCGCUUGUGUACGACCCUCCCUUGCAAAUGUCUUUCUAAAAAUUGUUGCGGUGUCUAAAUGUAUGUGAUUAAAGCAAUAGAAACUAUGCUGGAACUGAUCCUUUUGAAGUGCUGCACUUGUGUGGCUGCACAAACUGCUGUCAUUGUAAGUAAAAGGCUGUCACCAAGAGAGGGGACAGAGCAGUUAAAGUAAUGAAUCUCUUGAUUAUUAUGCUCCUAAAAAGCUGGAACAAUAGAAUGUUGUAUGAUUUGUGCCUAUUUAUGCUUUUCAAAACGUUUUAAAAUGUUUUUCUGGUUUCUUUUAAUUUUUGCUCAUGUUUUUCAAAGGAAUAUCAUUGGUUUCCUUUUUGAAAUAUGUGUACCUGCAUUUCCUUCUCAGGUUCAACUUCCUCUAUGAAUGUCAGUCCUGUCUUGCAUUACACUUAGUAGCCAUGGGGUGGUGCUCUAGAGUACUUCAGAAACAAAUGAGAAGGCUUUAUUCGUGUGAAAUAAUUUUGUCCCAUACGAUGUUAACAAGCAUAUCUCAAUGCUAGUGUGUAACUAACUAACUGUUCCAUAUGCUUCUCAUUCACUGGACGUUGAGGAAAGGAAAAAAAGUAUGAUGGAAUUGUGACGAUAGUUUUCAGACUAUUGCUUGAUGAACAUUUAAAUUGUUGACACCUUUACAAAAGACUAAGAUUCUGGCCAUUUCUGAUAGAAGAAACUUAUUUAGAGUGAUCAAAAAUACUUUUGUCUGCCUCGAGACAUCACUUUUUUUUUUCAUGGAUCAUAAUCAUGCUACUUCAAUUUAAUCACAAAGGCACUAAUUAUUGUUGGAGUUCAGCUGCAAUUCUGUUCUAAUUGCGUCAUAAUGUACCUCUUGAUACAUUCAAGUAAUUGCAUGAGAAACUGAUUUGACUGUUCUUUAGAUGUUCAACAUUUGGAGACAUUCAGAAUAUAAAGGAUAUCCAUCCAUACAAACCAAGGGGUUUACAUAACAUGAAGAAAUAUGUAAUUUCAAUGCUCUGGAAAUGAAUAAUUGUAAUAUUGACAAAAUUAUACAUUAUCUUCAGCUUUGAUAAAAUUAACUGGAGGUCUGUCACUCCCUACUGAAUUAAUCUAAUUUUAAACCUCUUCAAAUGUCUCCCAGCACUUAACUGAUGUCGCACAUAUGAUACUGCUAUUCUGUACAUUUACACAUCCAUUUCAUGUUCUCUCCAAUUUGAUACAAAAAUGUGUAUUUUCCAGAGAUAGCACAUCGAAUCACCUAAGUAGCACACAAGAAACCACCAAUCGAGCCAUCUCUUUACUAUGUAGAAAAAUAGAAGGCUCUGACCAUCAACAUUUCAUAGAUGCACUGACACUGAGCGGGGUUGUCUCUGCCCUCUCGUCUAGUGGGGAGAAAAAUAGAUCCUAUGGGGCAAAGACUGUGCAAAUAUGGUCUCUAUCACCUCAGUGUAGCUGGCUGUCUAACUCAACGAGGGUUUGUCAGUUUGAUGUUUCAUUCUUCUAUUUUCUCUCUUACCUUGAACUGAUGAAAUUUCUUUUGCACAUUUCUAGUGUUAAAGUCUACUUCCCUGGCUGUGUGGUACCUGUCUGUUGCUCUUUACAAAAUAACAAUCUAAUUAUUUUUGGUCGUGAGUAUGCUUUUGUAUUAAAAUGAAUAAAGAACUAG
Molecule: messenger RNA, 8265 nt
Organism: Oncorhynchus mykiss (rainbow trout)
Lineage: Eukaryota; Metazoa; Chordata; Actinopteri; Salmoniformes; Salmonidae
Product: clustered mitochondria protein homolog
Biological process (GO): intracellular distribution of mitochondria; organelle organization
Cellular component (GO): cytoplasm
Molecular function (GO): protein binding; mRNA binding
Source: RefSeq, a predicted model, not a curated record